This is a messenger RNA of Capronia epimyces CBS 606.96, 753 nucleotides long. RefSeq lists its product as uncharacterized. NCBI's taxonomy places the organism in Eukaryota, Fungi, Ascomycota, Eurotiomycetes, Chaetothyriales, Herpotrichiellaceae. The transcript is spliced from 2 exons. Bases 1 to 753 code for a protein of 250 amino acids. The record is from RefSeq and is a predicted model, not a curated record.
AUGGCCAGCAGAAUUGUGCUUGUUACCGGCGCCAACUCCGGUGUAGGCUACGCCAUAUCCAAAGUGAUUGCCUCGGCAUCCGAGCACUUCCACGUCAUCAUGAGCGGCCGGUCGCUGGACAAAGUCAACGCCGCCAAAGCCGAGCUCCAGGCGACCGGCGACAUCAAAGGAACACUGUCAUCGCUGCAGUUGGACGUGGUGGACGAAAAGUCCAUCGAGCAGGCAGUCGCGGCGGUUGACCAGCAACACGGCCGCUUGGACGUGUUGAUCAACAACGCCGGAGUCACCAGCUCGAACCCGGACAUUCGCACGCGCUUCCAAACGUGCAUGGAGACCAACGUGUUGGGCGCGACGUUGGUGGCCACGACAUUCCGACCAUUGUUGCUCAAGUCCAAGAACCCAUACUCGGUCUACGUGAGCAGUGGCGUCGGCUCGUUGCACACGGCCGCCGGCCCGGACUCGUUUGCCACGAAAUUCCCCAACGGCGAAAUGUACCGCGCCAGCAAGGCCGCGGUGAACAUGGUCAUGUUGGACGAGUGGGCCAGGUUCAAGGACCAGGGCUUGAAGACCUUUGGCGUCGAUCCGGGCCUGGUGGUUUCGAACCUCCGUGGCACUAGUGAACAGGCCCGAAGUGCUUUUGGAAGGGCGGAGGAUCCCAUCGUCGCGGGACGGUCGGUGUUGAGUAUUAUCCAGGGAGAGCGGGAUGGCGAUACGGGCAAGGUUGUGUAUAGAGAGAGUAUUCAUCCUUGGUAG